CGGUGGGUGAAGUAAGGUCUUUUGUAACCGCCUCUGUCUUUGGGAAAGAGAGGAGAGAGGAGGAAGACUGGAGCGGAGAGGGGGACGCCGGACCGUGCUGCAGGAGAGGAGCUGAGAUUUGAUCUCGCUUGUGCGUUUAGCAGGGAGAAGCGGACCACAUGGAUUUCUAAACACGCUGGGAUUUUAUACAGCUACAAAAAUAACAACGACCGAACCUGACCCUACUGAAAACAGUCAAAUGAAUCGUAAUUGCAGAUCAAUGCAGAGAGAUGGGGAAACUUCACUCGAAACAUGCUGCCGUUUGUAAACCCCGAGAAAGUCCAGAAGGUGAUAGUUUCGCGGUGAACGCCUCUCUGGCUCGCAAAGGGCUGGAGGACUGGAUGGUGAAGCAGAAAUACUCCGGGGGCAGCAGCAGCGGAGGCAGCAGCUCGGGACUCCCGCAGGGCUGCCAGCACCGGGCUGUUUGCAGGCUCUCCAGCGCCAGCAGGGAUUUGUCUGGGGAAGGCUACAGAGACACUAUUGGUGAUGAACACUUUCAUCUAGAAGUGGCUUUGCCUCCAGAGAAGACAGAUGGAGUUUGCAGUGGAGAUGAAAAGAAAGCAGAAAAAGAAAGUGACACACGCACAGGUUCCAAGAAGCAACUGAAAUUUGAAGAAUUGCAAUGUGAUGUGUCUGUAGAGGAAGAUAACAGGCAAGAAUGGACCUUCACACUGUAUGACUUUGAUAACAACGGAAGAGUCACACGUGAGGAUAUUACCAGCUUGCUUCAUACCAUCUAUGAGGUAGUUGAUGCAUCAGUAAACCAUUCUCCUAGUUCCAGCAAAACUCUGCGAGUGAAACUUACUGUGGCACCAGAUGGCAGCCAGAAGAAGAAGAGUAUCUUGUUAAAUCAUACUGAUUUGCAGAGUGCCAGGCAUAGAGCUGAAAGCAAAGCUAAUGAAGAAGUAAGAAGCUCUGAGAAGAAGCAGCGGGCUUCUCUCAGAUAUCACCAGAGUGAGAACAAUCCAGAGCAAAGUGGGUGCUAUCGUCAUUGUGUUGAUGAGAACAUUGAAAGGAGAAACCACUAUUUGGAUCUUGCAGGAAUAGAAAACUACACAUCAAAGUUUGGGCCAGGAUCUCCUCCAGCAGCUCAAAAACAUGACCCACCAAGCAGAGUUGUGAAUCAGACUAGAUCGCGUUCUCAUGAACCUGAAACCUUCCAUGCUCACCAUAGGAAAUCUCAAGUGGUGGAUCCGAGCCACAUCAAUCUGGCUGAGAGUUCGUAUGCCAAGAUUGCAGAAAUCCAACAGAGGCUCCGGAACCAGGACUCAAACAAGCACUUUGUGAGGUCUCCCAAGGCCCAGGGCAAAAACGUUGCCCCUGUGCAUUCUGGAAGGGCAGUAAGAAAUAAACCUUUUCAAGGGGCACCCGUGCCAAUGGCUUCCCCAACUGCACGGGUGGGUCACAAUCUUCCUUACCUCCCCUUGCAAUCUCAGCAGGUUCACAAGAAGCAUAAGCAGAGAGCGAAGGAGAAUCAUCAAAUGUGCAAAACCUUUCAGUCUCCAGGGACAGUUGUGGAAAAGGAGCAUGUGAGAGACCUGCCCACAGUCAUUUUAUAUGAAGGCCAAGUUGGACAAAUGAUACAAAGACAUGAACACCACCACCACCACGAGCACCACCACCACUACCAUCACUUCUACCAGACAUAAAACAGAUCCCACCAGCAUCCUCCAAGAAUCAUCCCAUAUGAAGGAAAUGUGUUCUCGUGAUACCAGAACUAAGGCAUUACUAUGAUUAAUAUUAUUGUUACUCCAUUAAUAUUCAGCUAGCAUAUAUUUUAGAGGUUAUAUGGAACUCUUGAAACUUACCCUAUUUAUAUGUUGUGGAACUGCAUAGCUUACUUAAACACCUUGUGGAUUUUUUUUUUUUAAAGUGGCUUGUAAAACAGCAAACAGCCAUAGCUUUUUGAGCUGUGAUUUAAUACAGGUCGUCAACGCACUUCUUUACAAGUACUACUUCCAUUGUAGUAGGAAAGAUACUUCAAACACUAUUGCAGACAUCUAGCUUACCAGUCUGCUGUAUGUCGGCUGAUCGCACACAAGCCUUUUAUCAGGGGAGCAAUGUUCAAAGGGUUGGACUCCAGAGAUACUCAGAAUAACAGAAAAUACAAACAGCUGCUACCUCUAGUAUUAUUCAGAUUUUAUUUUCUUUUUAUUGAUUGUAAUGUGC
Chroicocephalus ridibundus (black-headed gull) is the source of this 2208-nucleotide messenger RNA. It is a transcript of the gene NKD1, whose product is annotated as NKD inhibitor of WNT signaling pathway 1. The coding region runs from base 270 to 1688 and encodes 472 amino acids. Gene Ontology annotation, biological process: negative regulation of Wnt signaling pathway. The transcript is spliced from 10 exons. Gene Ontology annotation, cellular component: cytoplasm. Gene Ontology annotation, molecular function: calcium ion binding. NCBI's taxonomy places the organism in Eukaryota, Metazoa, Chordata, Aves, Charadriiformes, Laridae. The record is from RefSeq and is a predicted model, not a curated record.